Molecule: messenger RNA, 1176 nt
Organism: Adineta steineri
Lineage: Eukaryota; Metazoa; Rotifera; Eurotatoria; Adinetida; Adinetidae
Source: the annotation of a GenBank genome assembly
AUGAAUUCUCGAACAUUAAAACGCAUAUCAAAUGUACGUUUAAAAGCACGUAGUGAACUUAAAUUAGAUGAAUGGCAACAACAUAAUUAUUAUUAUGAUAAAAAUUUAAUCGGAUGUACAAAAGAUCAAUUAGAAAGAAUUGAUGCACGAAAUACCACACGUGAAGAGUUCAUUGAAAAAUAUGAACGUCCAGGUAAACCAGUUAUUAUUCAACAUUUAAUUGAUGAUUGGCCAGCAUUUGAUAAAUGGACAAUUGAAAAAUUAGGUAAAAAAUAUCGUAAUCAAAGAUUUAAAGUUGGAGAAGAUGAUGAUGGUAAAUCAGUUAAAUUAAAAAUGAAAUAUUUUCUUGAUUAUGCAUUAAAUAAUCGUGAUGAUUCGCCAUUAUAUUUAUUUGAAUCAAGUUUUGGUGAACAUCAAAAAAAGAAACGUCUUUUAGAUGAUUAUGAUGUACCGGAAUAUUUUUCAGAAGAUCUAUUUCAUCUUGUUGGUGAACAUCGAAGACCACCCUAUCGAUGGUGGUGUAUUGGACCACAACGUUCAGGAACAGGAAUACAUAUUGAUCCAUUGGGUACAAGUGCGUGGAAUGGACUUAUUUCCGGACAUAAACGUUGGUGUAUAUUUCCACCAUCAACACCACGUGAAUUACUCAAACCAACAUCAGCUGAUGCACCACGAAAUAAAGAUGAAGGAAUAACAUGGUUUAAAGUUAUUUAUCCAAGAACACAACAUCAUUCAUGGCCAAAAGAAUAUUCUUGUAUUGAAGCUAUUCAACAUCCUGGUGAAGUCAUUUUUGUACCUGGUGGCUAUUGGCAUGUUGUACUUAAUAUGGAUUUAACAGUUGCUGUCACACAAAAUUUUUGUUCAUCAGUUAAUUUUCCAAAUGUUUGGACACGCGUAAUACGUAGUCGACCAAAAAUGUCAAAAAAAUUUCUUGAACGCCUUAAACGUCGUCGACCUGAUUUAGCACGUUUAACUGAAAAAAUUGAUAUUAAUGGUGAUACAGGUCCACGAUCGGAUACGUCAUCAUCAAGUAGUUCAUCAUCAUCUGCUGAUUCAUCACCUGAUUCAGCUGAUGAGAGCGAUACUGAAUCAAAAGUAACAACAAUACAUGAACGGCCAUUUGAUCAAGGUGAUGAAUCAUUCGUUAAAAAACAACGUGUUACACCGUUAUCAUAA